AUGUUCAUUCGACAUACUAUCAGACGACAUAUAUCCAGCAAGAAGAACCUGUCAUCAUUCUUGGAGCAGACUGAUAAAGAUAUAAGCUCAACUGUAUAUCGCGGCACCUUGUUCGAAUUGCAAACCUUAGAAACAUUAGCAACAGCAGCAGGGAUGGAUUUAGAGCAUGUUGGAGGAAAGAGUGAUCGAGGCAUCGAUCUAAGAGGACAGUGGUUCAACAAUAUCAACAUUCUCGUACAAUGUAAAAACACAAAGCAAGGAUGUACACCUGACCAAAUCCGAGAACUAAUAGGCACCGUAGCUUCCUCGACUUCACCUAACAGAAGAAAAAUCAUUGGCAUCUUGUCAACAGUGAACCGCAAACAAACAAACAAUAAUCAAUUCACCCCUGAUGUGCUUCAGCAGUUCAGAGCAAGCACUAUCGCAUUAGGUUUGGUUACAAUCGAGAACACCACGCUGAAAUCAAUCAUGUUCAAUAAGAAAGCGCAGGCCAUGUUGAAAGGAUUGUCUAUCUCAACUCUGUACAGUCCCUUGGGAGAUGAAGUUCUUGUUGUCAAUAUACCAUCAGACAAUGAACAAUAA
Molecule: messenger RNA, 582 nt
Organism: Mucor velutinosus
Lineage: Eukaryota; Fungi; Mucoromycota; Mucoromycetes; Mucorales; Mucoraceae
Exons: 1
Coding region: 1-582 (193 amino acids)
Cellular component (GO): mitochondrion
Molecular function (GO): nucleic acid binding
Source: RefSeq, a predicted model, not a curated record